AUGGAUACCCGUGAACAUAUCGAAAUCGUGGAUGAAGAACGCAUGGAUCAGACAGAUGUUGUUCGAGAAUAUAAAACGGACUCGGCAGCCUACAAUGAUGCCUACGACGUCGAUGACGAAUGGGAUGGCUUUUCGAGACAUUACUUGUUCUGCCACCGUCCUGAUAUGAGAGGAUCCUACGCAUUUGGUCGGUGGCCCCUCCAGAUGAGCCAGAGCCCGAGGGAGCUCGCCAAAAAUUGUUUCUUCUACACGGGAGAUCACAAUGCCGUCGCCUGUUACUGUUGUGGACUACGUGCCUACGGAUGGCAGAAGUCGGACGAUUCAAAGAUGAAACAUUACAGACUGUACCAGAAAUGUCCAUUUAUUCGAAGGGUGUCCAAACUGUUUCUAUAG
Messenger RNA from Gigantopelta aegis, 393 nucleotides. Its product is annotated as baculoviral IAP repeat-containing protein 2-like. Gene Ontology annotation, biological process: regulation of cell cycle. The coding region runs from base 1 to 393 and encodes 130 amino acids. The record is from RefSeq and is a predicted model, not a curated record. Gene Ontology annotation, cellular component: nucleus; spindle microtubule; cytoplasm. Lineage: Eukaryota; Metazoa; Mollusca; Gastropoda; Neomphalida; Peltospiridae. The transcript has a single exon.